Laccaria bicolor S238N-H82 is the source of this 1203-nucleotide messenger RNA. RefSeq lists its product as uncharacterized. Gene Ontology annotation, biological process: mitotic spindle organization. The record is from RefSeq and is a predicted model, not a curated record. The transcript is spliced from 4 exons. Lineage: Eukaryota; Fungi; Basidiomycota; Agaricomycetes; Agaricales; Hydnangiaceae. Gene Ontology annotation, cellular component: dynactin complex; cytoplasm. The coding region runs from base 1 to 1203 and encodes 400 amino acids.
AUGAGCGGCAAUAAGUAUGCAGAUUUGCCAGACAUCGACACCGCCCCCGACAUCUACGAGACAGAAGACAUCUUCUCAUCUUCUCAUCCCAACGAUGGUGGCUCAAGUGACGAAGACGUCGCCAUCGCUCGUACAACCGUCAAAGGCAGAACAGAUUUAAACAUGGGAGACGAGCUCGACCUCAGCAAUUUACUUGCAACAGAGGAAGCUAGCAAGAAAUUUAUAAAGGCAGAGAGGAGACGUGAUCGGAACAAGAACCAAUAUACUUACCUUCAUUCACCUACUUCCCCCACAGCGACCGUGAAAUCACGCAAUCCCCCCCUCUCUCAGAGGCUUCGUGCGUUGCAAUCCGAACUGGCAUCCCUUGAAGAGGAACUCUCUGAUCCUUCGAAUCCGUUGUUACAAAAAGAGAGAGAUGAAGAGAGUCUCGACCCCGGAGAGCUUAUUAGAGGUCUAGUUGACGUUCGGGGAAGGUUGGAAAAAAUAAGGAAGGAAAAGGAAGGCCGAAGCAAAUUAGUUGGCGUGAUUAUUGGCGACACUGGGAGCGUUGACCGAGGGGAACAAGACAAGGAGAAUCAACGUAUUGAAGAUACCAAGCCAUCUAGUGACAAAACUCUUCACAGCGUCGUUGACAUGGAUAGGCGCGUGGGAGAAUUGGAGAAACUGGUGGGCGCCUCCAGCGCAACUCUGGACGAGACCUCACCUCUUCCCUCCCCGCUUCUUCCACUGAUUACGCGUCUGAAUAGUCAGUUGACGCUUCUCACACAACCGCGGCAUAUUGACUCCAUAUCUCGCCGGCUUAAGCUUCUGCUAUCCGAUCUUGAUCGUGCAUCGGCUGCCCAGCACCAUCGUCGACACCCCUCACAACCCAUUGCCAUCCCACAACCCUCUCCGCUCUCAGAGCAACUGCUCCCUCUUCUUUCCAGGCUGGGACCUUCGUUGCCGCACAUUCCACAUAUUCUGGCACGCUUACGCACGCUCUCCAUGCUGCAUACUGCAGCUGCGGACUUCAAGAACUCGCUUGGAGACUUGGAACAAGACCAGAAAAAGAUGCGUAGCGCCCUUGAAGAACUUGAAGAGGCCGUAUGCACGAUUGAGAAAAGUAUGGAAGACAAUCGACAAGUGGUCAAAGGGAAUGUUACAGGACUGGAGGACCGAGUCAGUGUGUUGCUGAAAAGGCUUCAAGAUGCACGUUUGGCUUAG